Messenger RNA from Colletotrichum phormii, 261 nucleotides. RefSeq lists its product as uncharacterized. Gene Ontology annotation, cellular component: DASH complex; mitotic spindle pole body; spindle microtubule. The record is from RefSeq and is a predicted model, not a curated record. The transcript is spliced from 2 exons. Gene Ontology annotation, molecular function: microtubule plus-end binding. Bases 1 to 261 code for a protein of 86 amino acids. Lineage: Eukaryota; Fungi; Ascomycota; Sordariomycetes; Glomerellales; Glomerellaceae.
AUGCCAUCCUCGCAGCGAACCUUCUCCCAUCAUCACCCUCAAGCGGGUUCCACGUCCAAGACCUUCGAGCGGCGACGCGCCGAGCUCAUCGCCAACAUUGCGAACAGUUUGAAGCAGUUUUCCUCCGUUGAGGCUCUGUGGUCCAACUUUGAGAACGUCAUUGCCAAGGAGCACGAGGAGAAUAUGAAGGAAAACACGGAGAAGGAAGAAGGGGUUGAGAAGCAGGAAAACAGCGAGAAAAAGGAUGGAAAUACCAAGUGA